Molecule: messenger RNA, 1621 nt
Organism: Macadamia integrifolia
Lineage: Eukaryota; Viridiplantae; Streptophyta; Magnoliopsida; Proteales; Proteaceae
Source: RefSeq, a predicted model, not a curated record
ACUUUUUCUUUUUUGGUGAUUGAAAAGCUUUGAACUUCCCACUCGCUUUUUCGGCUCCGUCUCUGCAGCUCUCGAAUUCUUGUAAUGGCGAUGAACUCUCGAGAGUUGAGACCCUAAUCACUCACCAUGUCUCCGACCUGUGUCGAAACCGAUGCAUCUGUCGGCUGUUGCAGAUGCUUUUCCGGCGAAAAUGGUGGUUUUCAGGGCGAGAGCCGCACUGUAUCGGACGAACAAAGUUGUCCUCAUUGCGGGAAAUCUGGCCCUCCUUCCUCAUCUUAUCAUUCUUUUCUUAGUUCUGAUUUGAGAUAUGAGAGGGACUGGGAGAAGUUACGAAGAUGUGUUGCCGCUGCCACCAAGGGUUUUACCAUUGGAGCAGGUUUAAAAGGUGGACUCGCGGCCUUUUCGAUCCUCGUCCGGUUGAGUGGAGGAAGAAAGCCUGGAGUGAUUCCGAACAGCGAGGCGAUUGUUAUAGCCCUCAAGGAGACUCUCAGAUACGGCCUCUUCCUCGGCACUUUUGCAGGCACAUUUGUUUCUGUUGAUGAGUGUAUAGCUUCUUUAGGAGGAUAUCGUAGGACGGCGGGGUGGAGAGCACUGUUAGCCGGACUUAUUGCUGGGCCUUCGAUGCUUUUGACUGGACCAAAUACGCAGCACACAGCCUUAGCCAUAUACAUUCUUAUGCGAGCUACUGUACUAGCAUCCAGAUGUGGGAUAAAAAGCAAACGAUUUGGACGCAUUUGUAAACCUUUGACGUGGGCACAUGGCGACAUUUUCCUAAUGUGCCUCUCUUCUUCCCAAAUCCUGUCGGCAUACAUAUUGAAGCAAGACAGUCUGCCUCCAUCGUACAGAUCUUUUCUUAAUAAGCAUGGCGGAAAGGAGUCAAUUAUCUUGCAAGGGGUCAAAGAACUAGCAAGCAGCAUCCCUUUCACCAACUUGGAUGGGAUUGAGAAGUGCUACAAGUCCAAGGGUGUCAACAUAAAGCUAGAUCCUCAAAUGAUAGUGCCAUGUUCGAUUAUUCAUGGAAAUCAAUCUUGUGCUGAACAUUUCAUUUCCUUUUUAGUUCAAGCCUAUGGAAGGGCAUUGCCGGUCUAUCUUCCAGUAUAUUUUGUUCCUGCUCUGAUAGUACAUCGUCUAGACCUCUUAAAAAGAGAGCUGAUGUGGUUAUUUUCAGUUUGUCAACUGCUAUCAUCAUGCACUGUUAUGCUCAGGAGAGGGAGGUUUUUCGGUCCAAGUACCUGAAUGUUCUUGAUUUUGUAUUUGGUGUUCCUCCUGUGACCUGUGAUACUCCCCGGAACAAGAACCAUUAAAGCUUGAUGGUAAUACGGGGUUUGGAGAUUCAAAAUGUGUUAUGUUACCGGAUGGAGGUUUUGAGAGUAUAUAGUAGGCAAACAGGGUACCUGCCACUGCAACAUAGAGUUCCAGGUCCCCUCCAGCUGCCAUUAUUAUGGGUAAGAUAUAUACCGUUACAAUAAUUAAAUGUUAUACCAACAGAUCUAUUUAUUUGGUUCCUGAAUGGCACCUGGAGUCCUUAGAGCUAUAAACCAAUUAUUUUUCUUUUUUGGUAAAAGUAUCAACCAAUUACUUAAUAGACAAUAAAUAUUCAUGCAUUCUCUAUUGUGAUUUA